GUAUACCAGUUUCUUUAGAACACCGUAUGAGGACACAUGAUAAUAAAUGAGGAAACUACUAGUGAAUCGUACUUCCUGCAACAACAUGACGCUACUGGUUGCUACCAUGUCCUGCUGAAACCCAGGAACGCAACAUAAAUAGAAAGUUUAUAUAUACUGCUGCUAGUUGUGUUGCACGCACGGACUAUAAUUGCAACAAUAUAAAAUAUAACGCUGUUUAAUUUCCUCCCAGCAAUUACGAAGCAUUCGCCGUAAAGGCCGCAGUUAACUUUACGUUGUAGAGUUUUUCUCCCCGCCCAUUGUCCAACACACUGAGCGCCGAGUUUGGUUAGAGGUUUCACUUUUCUGGCGCGAGAGAAUUGCAGGGAAGCUGGCACCAUGACAUCCAAGAAAAAACGACAAAAUGUGCAAAGUGACCAGUGGGUGCUGGUGGCACCAGAAUUGCUUAACGGCGAAGCUAAAGAGAAGAAUUGUAAAACGUUAUUUGUGAAGCUGCGGAAUCCUGGUACAGGCCAGGGAGCCAUGUUUUUGUUUGCCAGCUCAGGAAAGCAGCUGUUCGAAGUGAAAGCAUUCCGUGAGGAGUAUCGAUCCUGGUUUAUAGGUCAGACUGUUCAGCAAGAUGGAAGACUUUUGUUUGUGACACCAAUGGAUCCUUUGUUUUUGAUAUUAUAUUAUUUGAUCAAAGCUGAUAAAGAGCAAGGAAAGUUUCAGCCUGUGGAGCAGGUUGUGAUCGAUCAAGAGUUUCCUUCAUGCUCAAUAUUACUUGAAUGUAAGCAAGUGGCACAGACACUUCAGCAUGUAACAGAAGAAAAAGAAAUUGGCAGCAAGAAAUUUUACAAGUACAAUAAAGAAAAAACACUGGCAUGGUUAAAGAAAAAGGUUGACCAGACUGUCAAAGUUCUUAAAAGCAGUGAAGUGUGCGUUGGAGGCGGUGUCCAGUCUGCUAAUUUUGUUCGAUGCAAGCGAGAAUUAGAUGUGAAUGAAGGUUACCGGACCCAUCUAGUCCAACUACUGAGCCUCCAGUAAAGAAAAGGAAAAUGUCUGACCUACCCGUGGAAGCAGAUGAAGACUACACAAAAUUUAAUUCAGAUUCGAAGAACAAAAAGUCAAAUAGCAAAUUGUCCGCAGCUCAGAGAUCCCUAGCUAAAGUGGACAAAAGUGGAAUGAAAUCGAUAUCUUCUUUUUUCAGUCCAAAAAGUAAGACCUCCAAAUAAAAAAAAAUAAUAAUAAAAAGUUCACUGAGAAAUUGUACAUUUUUUAUAAUAAAGAUACUUUGUUUCUGUA
This is a messenger RNA of Bombina bombina (fire-bellied toad), 1284 nucleotides long. It is a transcript of the gene RNASEH2B, whose product is annotated as ribonuclease H2 subunit B. Gene Ontology annotation, cellular component: ribonuclease H2 complex; nucleoplasm. The record is from RefSeq and is a predicted model, not a curated record. Lineage: Eukaryota; Metazoa; Chordata; Amphibia; Anura; Bombinatoridae. Gene Ontology annotation, biological process: RNA catabolic process; ribonucleotide metabolic process.